CAGAUUAGCCUGGGAUUUAAUGCCCCCAUAUAUAUGUAGUGUACUUCGGACUCGUUUAGUUACUCACAAAUUCUGUUGAUUUUUGGACAUAAAUUCAGUGUUAUCUUAAGUGAAAAUUGUUUCAACAUAUUUUGUUUGUUGUUUGCGUGAAAAGAAGUCGGAAAUAUCCAAGGAGUUGUCUGCACUUUUCCAUUAGUUCUCUGUGUGUUCCUUGUGUUAAUGUUGAUGUGUGUGUAAGACACUGAUGUGACUCCCACCAGCUACGCUGUUGCAACUUUAGAUAAGUUUAAUGUCACUCAACUGGCAUUCCCAUUCGAUAUUAGUGUAAAGCAUUCCUUUUGGCUCGGACUCUAAAUUCUGUGUUAUUUCGAAAUUUAAAAACAUUUAAAUCGCCGAGAUGGUUAAUUUUGGUGCCUUACCUCAAAAGAGAUCGGGUCGCGUCCUGCCGCCCAAACGCACUCCAGUUUCUGCAUCCAAAUCCAAUGCUGGACCUGCUACCCUUUCGGCAGCGAGCCGCCUUAUGCGAAGACGGCCGGCGAUCGGCAGUAGUGCCUCGGCCAAGCGAACCACUGCCGGUGCGCUCACCAAUCUGAGUGGACGGCUGGCCGGUUCGCCAAGUCUGGGCAUGUUCCAUAGUCAGAGUCUGCUUGCGGACCCAAAGGCACAAACAACAGCUCUUCGCCAGCCCCCCGUACCGCCGCCACGCCCCCUCCGACGAGCCACCGGCCUUUCUGCUCUGCAAGUCGCCUCUACAGCUCCCGUUGGACUUGCUGCCAAGGUGUCUGGUGCCGGGCCAGCUCUUGCCGCCCACCCAAUAGCACCAUCUAUCCCUAUUCAGACAACGUUGGCUCCCAAGAAGAGUUCGCUAUCGAAACGCGCGUUAAGCGGGGGAAAGGGGGUGGAUCCUUGUAACCAGACCAAGCGGCGCGUCAAAUUUUCGUCCCAUGUUAGCGCACAACCUACGGAUACCACCAUCACUGCCAAGAAGUCAGCCCGAAUUGGAGAAUUGCAGCUGAAGAAGCGGGUCAAGACACUGAAGCGGAUUCGAUCCCGUCGGGAAGGUGGCCACGGUGGCAGUGGCAUAACACCAGACACCAGUGGCAUACUCGCCACAAGCAAUCAGGAUAUUAACACCAUCAUUGAUGUGGAAGCCCUGAAAGCACCACCACCACCACCACCACCAGCACCCCGUAUUCUACGCCUCAACGUUGUGGGGAAAUCUUCGCCGGCAACUGGGAAAUCUGCUCUUGCAGCGGCCCUUCAACGGAAGGCCAAGAGAACCAGACCAUCUGCUGCUGUAGAGUUGGAUAAAGCCACAACAGCAGGAGUAGUUAGAACAGCGGGCAAAGUAGGCAGCGGCAGUCGGAUCAGGAAAAGUGUCAAGACCACAACAAAGGUGAUCACCAGCAAGGCUGGCGGCGGCAGCAAGCAAAAGUUGCUGGGAGCUAGUUCCCAUUCGGUUACAGGAAGCAGUGCAGGAUUAGCGACGCACAAGAAAACAUUGUCGGCGGCGACAGCUGGACUGAAGCGACGUAAACCACAGCCAGCGAAUGGGCGCCGAGGCUAUGGAAAAGCCUGA
Drosophila kikkawai is the source of this 1579-nucleotide messenger RNA. RefSeq lists its product as uncharacterized. The record is from RefSeq and is a predicted model, not a curated record. NCBI's taxonomy places the organism in Eukaryota, Metazoa, Arthropoda, Insecta, Diptera, Drosophilidae.